Molecule: messenger RNA, 1329 nt
Organism: Kuraishia capsulata CBS 1993
Lineage: Eukaryota; Fungi; Ascomycota; Pichiomycetes; Pichiales; Pichiaceae
Exons: 1
Coding region: 1-1329 (442 amino acids)
Biological process (GO): chromatin remodeling; DNA repair; negative regulation of transcription by RNA polymerase II
Cellular component (GO): NuA4 histone acetyltransferase complex; Swr1 complex
Molecular function (GO): transcription corepressor activity
Source: RefSeq, a predicted model, not a curated record
AUGUCUUCAUCAGAUAUAUUGGAUGUGUUAAACAUCCAGUCUUCUCAUGUGCAGAAGAAAAGACCUGGUGAUGCCAAACCAGCAGGCCCCAAGAAGAAGAAACAAGGUACCAUGAACAGAGAGCUGUACAACUUGAUAGGCCAGAACGCCCCACCAAUAGCCAUGGAAAAGACAUCAAAGUUCAAAAGCAGGCUGAAUUCGAGUGUUAAGACCACGCCUUGGUCUUACACAUCAUUUGUUAAUGAGGCAAGACAAGACGGGCUGGAGCUCCAUCACUGGAUCAAAGGUUCAUCGGACCUAGCCAAGGACAAAGAGUAUCCGUUCGCCAAAUUUAAUUCCAAGAUCAACAUUCCUGAGCUGACUGAGGAUAACUACAAAGAGUCUUUAGGGUCCGAAGAUUGGUCGUUUGAAGAGACCAAGCAUUUGUUUGAGCUGGCAAAUGACUUUGACAUAAACUGGUUUGUGAUUUACGAUAGGUACGAUUUUGAUGGAGCAGAGAGAUCUUUGGAGGAUCUCAAGGAGAGAUUCUAUGAUGCGUGCGAGAAGCUUUUGACAAAGAAAUAUGAGUCUUCGUAUACUGAUGAGAAGACUCAGACCUUGAUCGAUAACUUGAAGUCGUUCGACAAGAGCAAGGAACUCGAGAGAAAGGAGUAUCUUUCCAGAUUAUUGCAAAGGAAUCCAACAGAGAUUGCCGAGGAACAAUCGCUGGUUAUUGAGGCUAGGAAAUUUGAGCUUUCGGCCAAGAAAAUGCUUCAGGAAAGGGCAGGUCUGCUUCAGCUACUAGACUCCGCACAGUCCACAGGGUCCGUUUCGCAAUAUUUGACCUCGCAAGGUCUAACACAAUUGUACAACAAUCUCAUGCUUGCUGACAAGGGCAAGAAACGCAAGGUGGAGGUUCCUGUUCCUCCCCAAAUUGAUAGCUCUCUGAUUCGUGGGUCUGACAAACAUAAGAAGAUCACCGCUGCUUCCAUUGCUCCUGAGUCGGCAAAGAAACCAGAACCUCUGACGCAUGCUUCUGAGAUGCUAGCUAAACGUCUUUCUGCCGAGGAACGUGAGAUCUACGGUCUCACCAUCCACCAGGAUAAGAUAUCAGCAGGUGUGAACCUCAGAUCGAACAAGAUUAGCUCGUAUAAGCCUGCCGUGCAGGCCAAGAUCGCGAGUACUUUAAACGAACUGGGUAUCAGCACGAAACCAACCAUACCUACUGGGAAAGUGUGCGAAAAGUUCGAUGAGCUAUUACAUGCAAUCUCCAUUCUUUUGGAGACCAAGAGGCAGACUGAUAAGCUGGAAACGGAAAUAAGGCUGAUCCAGUCCCAGCGGGAGGACUAG